This is a messenger RNA of Trypanosoma brucei brucei TREU927, 3096 nucleotides long. RefSeq lists its product as hypothetical. The record is from RefSeq and is a predicted model, not a curated record. Lineage: Eukaryota; Euglenozoa; Kinetoplastea; Trypanosomatida; Trypanosomatidae. The transcript has a single exon. The coding region runs from base 1 to 3096 and encodes 1031 amino acids.
AUGAUUUUUUAUUCCCCUUUUUCAUUCCUUUCAAAUAUGCGUAUGCCUCUAGUAAUACACAUGGCGCCGGCAGUAAUGCGGCGAUUUACGGGGAGCCGACUUAUUGGCCCUCGGUGUUGCCACAUCGCAACGGAUUCACAUGUUUUCUUUCAGCUUUAUGGCAGACACAUGGAACCAAUGAAUGAAACCGUGCCUCUAUCGCCAUCGCCUCCAUUAAAACUGGAGGUUAGUAACAACUCAUCUUUAUUCACUUCGCAGUUGCCAGCCUGGUCAAAGGCACUUAAGGAGUUGUCGGCACAACUCUACGCAGCCCCACAUAGUGGUUUCCGUCGUCGCUCAGCAAUACAUGCGUUGGAGGUACUCAACAAUGCACUUUCAUUACCGCACGAGCGCCGGAUGCCGUACUGUCAGUCAUUUUGGCAUAAGGCACUUGCCAUUUGUGGCAACAUUGAUGAGGGGGAGGACAUUCGCAGUGCGGCUUUAUUGGCUACAGUUCUUUAUUACGGGGAUAAACAUAAGCGCGUCCUGGCAUUUGCAUCGAAUGUUCAGUGGCUACGGGAGAAGCGGGCCAUGUCUGUGUUGAGGGAAGACACACAAUAUAUUUUGCGGCUAUGCAUAGUUUAUGUACUUUCUUCUUCAUUUGUUGGUGCGAGCUUCCGACCAGAUAUGGUCGAGUGUGUCAAGAUGCAUGCGGAGAAUGCAUUACGUGUUAUGAGAGGUGGAGAAGCAUUGGAAACUGCACGUGAAUAUAGGGUUUUUCUUUACGCUCUGGAUUGGUAUGUAGCGCACUGCGGCAACAUCGAUGCAAGAGAUUUUAUCCGACGGACAUUUGAUCCUCUUGUCUCCGAUAGACUGCGGCCUUUCAUUUUUAGAACGGAUGAGGGAGUUCCCGUAGAGGCAUUUAAAAAGGUAUCACCUGCAUCUAUCCUUCGUAUGGGUGAGAGGUGCCGCGCUGAGGGAAACACUAAAUUGUUGCGGCAGCUUUUCACUGAGGUGAAACAUCGUGAGGAUGUGGACGACAGGUAUCGCCUGUUUAAGCUUAGCUCGAGUCUCGGAAACAUGCUGUCGCUUAUGUCUGAUGUUGAUUCUCGUACACAGUCGGACAUUGUUGCAUGCUGCGGCACAUCUUUGAGCCAUGAGGCGCUCGCUAAAAUUGGCGGUUCCUCCCGCAACUGCUCUGCUGUAUUGCGGGUGCUGUGGAACAUAGGCGGAGAAGAGGCUUACUUCGCUUCUCGGCAGGUUUUGUUUCAUCGGAGCCCUGAAGAGGCCUUGGCUUUUCAAAACGAGUGCGGUGAUGUGCUUUUGGCUGAUCGCAGUUUGGUGUGGGAGACUGCGUUACGGUCCAUGAGUGAGUCGAUCGGGCGUGGUGAUAUAAAUUGGCGGGAAACACUGCCAACGGCUCUUCGCCUAUUGAGUGAUGCAGGCAAGAACUCAGUCUUUUUUCAACUCCUUCGAGAAAGUCACAGGGAGGAUGAAACCGCCUCGCUCAUGACAGCCUCUGCAUUGGGGCAGGCUACACGCCGGUCGGGUCAGUGGUGGCGUGCGCUUGAUGUUGUCGAUAUGAUUGCUGCAUGCGAUCCUCCACGCACGACAGCUGAGGAUAUGUUUCUUCAGGAUGCGUGUCUCCAAACUAUUUAUGCCUUGCGUGAUGCGAAGCGUUGGAAGGAGGCACUCGCCUUUUAUACAUCGUUUGCAUCCAUUGCGCUUCCACCGAUACACCGUUUGUUUUGUUCUGUUAUCUGCGGGAUGCCGCCAUCGUCCCCAUGGGAGGCUGCGUUGACUGUUGCUCAAACCUAUGGUGAGGUUCCGGAGAAGUUUCUCAGAACGUUACGUUGCGCUCGCACCCCCGAUGCAGUCAUGUGCGCUUCCACUGAGGGCGCGCCGUUGGGGCUUGGCACAUCUUCACUCAAGUCGCGGCGGUUCAUUUUGCAGGGAUUUGCUGAGGGUGGGCACUGGCAUCAUGCUCUUCAGUGUGUUCUUCAAGGCGCUGAGGGGGAUGUUGAUUUUAGUUCUUGUGUUUCAUUGCUUCGGGCAGCACAGCGUACAUCAUUGGGCUCAUUACCAGGUACAUUCUUUAGCGUACUUCCAGACUGCGUAUGGGGAUCCGCGGGGCUGUUGCGGCUUUGUCUUCUAGCGGCUGAGGCGCACGGCAUCAUGGGUAGCCUAUGCGAUGCUCUGGAGAAACAUGAAAGCCAUGAAAUAGCGACGGAGUACCUCUCCCUGACGCGAUUUUUAAUUGAUGGACGUCUCCCACCAGACGAUAAACCAUUGAGUAACAGAUAUGUCAUCUACCGGAUACUGAUGUCCCCACUUCCUUCUUCGAGUCCCGCCAAGAUACGCGUCAAGUGGACAAAGGAUGCCUUGGCUGCCUUUGAAAGUGCCCGUCACGGUGGGAUGAAGGCAUUUGUUCAGUCAUACUUCAGGCUUCACCCCAGUUGUGUCCCUAAGAAGUUGAACAGGGAGAAUUCAAAAACCUUCGCACUGCGUUCUGUGAUGCCCCAGGGUUCUUUACAGGAGUGUAACACACUCGUGGCGGUAUUGCCUCGCAUGCUGGCGGUUGCGGAUAAGCCUUCAGGGACAUCAACGCAUGCGUAUGCGCGGGCCGUUGCACAGCGGGCCCGCGUGGGACCAAUGCACACACUCGCGUAUCUUCUUUCCUCGUCAUCUUCCGGCCUUAUUUUGCUCCUUUCAUCCUCUAUUCCCACCAAAGCGGUGCGGCUGGAGAUGAGGAUUUUUCUUCGCGUGUGCCCGUUGGGACCUUCAUCAAUUCCCCUCUUGUCCACAACCUUCUAUACAUCAUACAAGAUGGAAGUUGUGGCAGCCUCGCUCCCAGAGGUGUCUGUGACUGUUGAGGCAACUUGCAGCUCCGACACGGAUGGGUUGAUGGCUGGAUCAUUAUACCGUUUAAAGGAGAGCGUCUCCGCUGAGGGGUGGGGAAUCUGUGGAGUAGAAACGGAUGAAGCCGCUGCAGAGGAGGGAUUACAUGUCGCUGCGCUCACCCUCAGACUUUUGCAUGACGAAUGUGAAGGGGAAAGGGUUAUGUUGUUUGAAACGACAAACGUGCCAGCGUGGCUACGACAAGCGUGUGAUGAAUAA